GGGCUGGCUCCCCUCGUGAGCGCAGGCAGGCGAUUCUGCUGAGCUCGCGAACGAAAGUCCAACAGCCUCCGAAAACGAGAGCGUUCACUCCCGAUAACUUCCGUCUUUGACCUGUUGUAGCCGUAGAGGAAAGACGACUGCCUUUAUGUCACAAGUUUCGCGCAUUAGGAAUCUCCAAGGCAUUAAAGUAGAGCUCUUUUAAAUCUUAAUUUACUUUUAACAAAAAUCUUCUCCAAGCGACAAACUCUGUCAUCAAAAUUAAAGGGUUAGCCUUCUCUGAGUUUUGCGCAUGCGUAUCAUGAUACCUACGUUACUGAUGGGUAUGCGUCGUUCUAACAAGCAAAUACACGAUUUUAAAAUAAGAACACUGAGCAAGCAUUUAUUUCCGCUUACUCUCGUCUAUCAAACACAAUUACAUUAGGGUUAAUUCUUGUUCAGCGUAGGUGUUGUAUUAUUUCUGUACAGGCGGUAUUGUGGUCUACCUCUGUUGUAUUUCACAAGGCGGAGUUUUGGGGCCUUCAAUCUCUCUUUUCGCCGUACCCGCCAUCUUGUCGAGACCGGGGGUAAGAUCCUCUCCGUUAUUAACGCAAUUUUGAGUUUGAUUGUCGCAGUUAACAAACACAGUUGCAUAUAUAUCCAUCCUGAAGAUCUUUCCUCUUAUCUCAGUGAGUGAAUUUCGUAGUUAAAUCGUCUAUGUGGCUGAUAGUUUUGGUUGAAUGUGAGCCGGACUCACAGCGUGGCUCUCCAUGUGGGCCCUGCUGACAAGCCUUUACUAAAGGCGAUGGUUUCCUCUCAGGCUGUAUACUUAAAAUACAUGUUAAAAAUGAUACUUUCAUGGAAAUUGUGUUUUAUUCUAUGGAAACUCAAUUAUUACGACGUGGACUGAUUCUCUGGGUCAAGUAGUUGCGUAUAUACAGCCCUAGUAGUUGCUUAGCAUUAGCAAUUAGUAUGCAGUUAUUGUAAUAUUGCAGCAUUUGUCUUCACUUUUAUAACAACCGUGAACCGCAGAGCUACCCCUGCCGUCGAUUCUGCACGUUUGUGUUUAUAAGUAAGGUUGUCAUUCAUUUGGUUAAGAUGUUGAUAUAAAGUGAAUGAAGUUACUGCUUGGUUGACAGCCAGGUGUUGACCCUGAGAACGUGUUAUUAGAUUACCAAAGCGUGUUUUCCUCUUGAAUGUUGAUGUUUUUAAGCACGAAACACUUUUUUUGUGUGUAUGAUAAAUCACAGUAGGAAAAAUCAGUGUGUCUGAAACGGAGAUACGUCCUUUAUUGAUUUUUUUGUUUUCCCAAAUGUCCUCUUUUGGCAGCAUGUGAUGUGUUAGACUUUAUCCAAACUAACACAAGUUUGUUUUUUAUUUCUCCUCAGUAAUCAGGCAUCAUGACGAACACCAGAGGCAAGAGGAGGGGGACGAGGUACAUGUUCAGCAGGCAGUUCCGCAAACAUGGUGAGUAUUUCAAUGCAGACUGUGAAACCACUUAUGUGAUGUAUUUCCAAUUUUAACAUUAUUUAAAUUUUAUUCUGUACAGUUACAAUUACUAUCAAUGUUUUGCAAAAUGACAUAAAUUGUCUGCAUUUGCUCCACAGGCCCAAUUCCCCUGUCCACAUACAUGCGCAUCUACAAGAAGGGUGACAUUGUUGACAUCAAGGUAAGAGACUGCGUUUAUUCAAGAGUAUUUCUUUGUUUGGAUGAUCAGGUGGAUCUAGACCUCCAUGAAAAAACUGACCAAUAAGAGACAUACACACAAAAUAACUUACAUAGUCAAUCAAUCAACCGAUCAGUCUUUGUGCUAUAUGCUGUGUAUGAAAAGUGCUAUAUAAACAAAGUGCUUUACACAGAAAAAGGUACAAAAGAAACAAAUAAUAUGUCCAUGUAGAUUCUCAUUCAUCCAGGUCAUGGUUUUCUUAAAGACUUAAAAACAGGCAAAGCUCAAUUCUGAAUCAAAUAAAGCACCUAAACUUUUAGCUUGUUGACUAGGAUUAUAGGAUAAUGCUUUGAGUAUGCUGACCAGUUUCUCUCUCUUGUACCCUGUCUCAAUGACUAAAACCUGAGUUUUGUCCUGGUUGAGCUGUAAAAAGUUCUCUGCCAUCCAUGAACAUAGGCUCCUGUUUGUUUAUUCUAUGCUGAGGUUCAUCAUCUUGUAAAAAAGAUUUUCGAAAUCUCUUGAGUCAUUUCUCUGCUAGAUGUAAUGAGUAAUAAAUACAGUGCAUAAAUAAUACAUUUAACGUUCUGGCAUGGGUGGUUUCUCUUUAGGGCACAGGUACCAUUCAGAAGGGAAUGCCCCAUAAGUGUUACCAUGGCAAAACAGGACGCGUCUACAAUGUAACCCAGCAUGCUGUUGGCAUCAUUGUCAACAAGCAGGUCAAGUAAGUAGGAUGUGAUGUUUAUAUUUGAAUCAGGAUGCAUUUGUGAUUGUUCAAGUGAACUCUGUAGGAUCACAGUUAAAUUCCGUGAUCAGUUAAACCCAGGUAUCAGAUCCUGAUACCAGCGGGGUGUGCGCAUCCUGAACCUGAAAGGUUGUUUUGGUCACCACACCUUCUAAGUGUAUCAGCAUUGUCAUGUUAGACUUCUUCAUCUGGGAUUGUGAAUACAAGGUUCAGGAUGUUACCCCAUCUUCACUUUGCCACCAGGACUGUUGAUGUGCUGAGUGGUCAUUCACGUGGGGGAAAGUAUCCCAUCCUUGAGAACACCAGUCUAACUCCUGUUUGAUCUGGGGUUGUAUUGAGGAUACAGCGGCGGAGUGAAGAUUUUUAAACAGCAUGACGUUUAUCAUUAUUAAGGAUCCGUCUGUGAUGACAUUUGAUUCUUUUGGCUGUCACAGGGGGAGGAUCCUGGCCAAGAGGAUUAACGUGCGUAUUGAGCACGUGAAGCACUCAAAGAGCAGGGACAGUUUCCUGCAGCGUGUCAAAGAGAACGAGGCCAAGAAGAUGGAGGCCAAGCAGAAGGGCAGCUGGGUGGAACUGAAACGUCAGGUAUGUAACAUAAAGCUUUUUUUUUUCCUUUUAUUGUAGGUGACUUAAAAAAUGUUUCUCUUGAAAUAAAAGAAAAUGAAGCAGAGCGUUUGUUGUCUUUCAACCACUUACAAGAACCUUCAUGUUUCCACAGCCCGCUCCCCCACGUGAUGCUCACUUUGUCAGCACCAAGAAAAACGCCCCACAGCUGCUGGAGCCCAUCCCCUACGAGUUCAUGGCAUAAAGAGCUCACAAAAUAAAAGAUCUUUGUACACACACUACUGGUCAUGUCUUCCUCUGUUCACACUGAAGAUGAUAGUAUUUCUCAUGCUGUGCUGGCACUCAGUGAUGAUUCUCCUCCUUUGAUUUCUCAAGAUGAAAUCAACUGCACUUGUCAUUUCACCGGCGAUCUGAGAGUGUCCAGCACAAGCAUUUCCCAUUCACACACCCUCCCUUAACAGGUCUAUAGAUUUUAAAUGAAUUUACAGUUACCAACUUAUAACCUGCAAAGACUGAUACAAAGAGUUCAACCAUUUACUGAACGUUGUUCGGAAACGCAGCAUCUAAGAGCACUGAACGAGCUGUUUCAGCUGAUUUAUAGGUUAAGUUCUGGAGAUAUUGGGUCUCUGACUCACAAUGACUCAAACAGGUAAGCACAUUUUUAAGGCCAUUUACACUUGUGCUUUAAAGAGAGUGUCUAAUAAAAACUUAAACAGUUGUGCAGAUUCAGUGACUAAUUCUCCCACAGUUAUUUUUCCCCUGAAAAUAAAGGGGCACCAAAUGUUUAUAUUUCCCACUAGACUUAUGACAAUACAGGUUCAGUGAAUCUUUCACUCAUACUAAAUACUGCAGUACAUGUAAUACAUAUUGUUGCAGUCCUGGCUUUAUGCAAAACAUUCUCACUGUGUCAGAGAUGCCGCAUUAGUCAGAUUAUUACUGGGGUGCAGCUAUUAAACCUCUCAUGAGAAUCAGAGUUUUAACAAUAAACAUUAAAGCGUCACUUUAAAUAAGAGUGAAGAGUUUUACUCAAAAGAGAAAUCAAACCGUAUUUUAAAUAUGACAAUGUAUACCAGUAGUUAAAUGCCAUUCCUGCAAGGAAUGCCCGAGUUGUAUUUCCGGUGUAGUGCAGUAGGUGGCAGUGUGCACCAAGAGAAACCUGAUGAGCUGAAGCGACUAUGUUCAAGACUCAAAUUUCCUGCUUUAAAAAAUGCAAUUUCAUUUGUUUUUAUUAACUACGUUUUAAUAAAACAUUUUCUCUCCAUA
This is a messenger RNA of Xyrichtys novacula (pearly razorfish), 4211 nucleotides long. The record is from the annotation of a GenBank genome assembly. Lineage: Eukaryota; Metazoa; Chordata; Actinopteri; Labriformes; Labridae.